CACUUCCGUCACAUGGUAUCAGGGAACGAUGGGAUGCUGCUAUGUAGCUGGUACGAUUUUGCCUUUGAAAUGACAAUGGAACAUCACUAAAGGGUACCUCCUGGAUGGUCAGCAUAUCUCCGGUUAAGUCAGAGAUGAAAGACCUGCCAGAUGGGGGUGAGUCGCCUAGAUGUGAUUUAUAGAAGGCUUCUCCUAACCAAGCUCUUCAUCCAAGGAUGGGGAAAGCCAGAGGACUUAAAAAGAAUCUUUGAGUUCCGGAAACUUAUUGGGGAUCGUGAGAAGUGUAGGCACUUGGUUCCGAAGGACUAUCCUGUUUAUAUUGAUAAAGUAGAGGACGAAUCUGAUUGUAAAAUUCACAAUGGCCAUUUUAUAUCACCCUUGGAGGAGAUCGUGCCUGGUGUUCUGCCAGCAGAGUCUGUAAAAGCCAGAUUCCAGUUCAUCGUGCCCAAGAAAUGGAGGAAGCACCACCCCGUGUGCAUACACCUGGCCGGAACAGGUGACCACUUCUUCUGGAGGAGACGCACCCUGAUGGCCAGGCCCAUGAUCAAGGAGACCGGGAUGGCAUCGCUCCUCCUGGAGAACCCCUAUUAUGGUUACCGCAAACCAAAAGACCAGCUGCGGUCCAGUCUGAAGAACGUGUCGGAUCUGUUUGUCAUGGGGGGAGCUCUGAUCCUGGAGUCGGCGGUGCUGCUCCACUGGCUGGAGAGAGAGGGCUAUGGGCCACUGGGCAUGACGGGAAUCUCCAUGGGGGGGCAUAUGGCAUCUCUGGCCGUCACAAACUGGCCCAAACCCAUUCCUCUAGUGCCCUGCCUCUCCUGGACCACUGCCUCCAGUGUAUUUACCACAGGUAUUUUAAGCAAAGCUGUGAACUGGAGAGAACUUGAGAAACAGUAUGCCAAGCACACAGUAUAUGAAGAAGAAAUCAUCCGAAUGCUGGAAUAUUGUGGGACCGAUUCAUUCAGGAUGGGCCAGGACUUUGUGAAGUUCUCCCCCGGCAGCUUCGACAGACUCUCCAACAUGGACUUUUCCCACGACCUCCUGGGCCUGCAGCACCAGAACACCGGGCUACAUCAGCAGCAGCAGCAACAGCAACAGGCCACGGCCAUGCAGGCCAGGGCAGGUGGAGCCACAGGUGGUGGUGGUGGAGGUGGUGGUCCAGUGGUGUCAGGCGGAGGGCUGGAGCAGGAGCGCUUGGACCACAUGCUGUCGGCGGUAAGCAGCAGCACGCCUCAUCUGGAGAUGCUCCACGCCAAGAACAUCUCGCGGGCAGCCGGCAGCCGGCCAGCAGCGAAUAGCAAGAGAGGGCUGGGCCAGCGUCAGUCACUGCAGAGGGAGUCGCUCUGCUUCAUGAAGGGGGUCAUGGAUGAGUGCACACACAUCGCCAACUUCUCAGUCCCCGUGGACCCCAGCCUCAUCAUUAUUGUGCUGGCCAAGGAGGAUGCCUAUAUACCACGCACAGGCGUCAGAAGUCUGCAAGAGAUCUGGCCUGGUUGUGAAGUGCGCUAUCUCAACGGAGGCCAUGUCAGUGCUUACCUCUUCAAACAGGGACUUUUUAGGCAAGCUAUCUAUGACGCCUUUGACCGUUUUCUUCAAAAGUAUUCCGGUCUUUAACAUCGGACUUUUUGAACUCCACUAACAAGCUUGCUUUUAACUGUAUGAGAUAAAUGCUGUGACGUGUAAAGUGAAGAACAGUGGAGACUUUGAAUGACAUGGGCCACCAACGGAAUAAUCUUGAAGGAAACCUAUAUAUGCAGAGAUACUGUGGUGCUUUUCUUUAGUAUUCACUUAUAUUCAUGAACACAGUAUUUAAGGUCCGAGAUGUACAGUUCACAUUAUCCAUACGCCUUCCUACAACUUUAAAAAAAAAAAAUCCAUUGAGUUCCUUAUCAGCUCCUUACCUCCCAAUCAUGGUUGCCUUCCUCAGUGUUUUGUAUACAGACUGAAUUUACCAGGAAUUGCCUGGAUAAGGGUUUUUAUAAAAUGACCAUAUUUUCGGAUGAAAGAAAGAAACGGUGCCUCAACAUUGACUGUUAAAGAAGGUUCUAGUUUACUCUAACCCACACUGUUCUGCUUUAAUCCUUGUCCUGUUGCCAUCACAUUUUUUAAAACUCUUGUAGUUAGCCAUGUUAGUAUGGAAUGGAGUGACCUACCUACCACUGCCAAAUAUUGUUCAUAAAAGAUGCCAGUAUAUUUUCCAGAAAAAAUACAUUUCUUAACCUUUACAGUACGAUUACAUGUUUUAAUAAUGACAAAUGUGUGUCAAAAUGCCAAUAGUCAUACUGACAGUUAAACCUAAAAACAAAAUGUUCCUAAAGCACAUGUCGUUUCGUUUUGACGCCUCUUCACUCUAAAAUAAAAAAGAAAAUUUAAAAAGAAA
Engraulis encrasicolus (European anchovy) is the source of this 2377-nucleotide messenger RNA. It is a transcript of the gene abhd18, whose product is annotated as abhydrolase domain containing 18. NCBI's taxonomy places the organism in Eukaryota, Metazoa, Chordata, Actinopteri, Clupeiformes, Engraulidae. The transcript is spliced from 14 exons. The coding region runs from base 151 to 1611 and encodes 486 amino acids. The record is from RefSeq and is a predicted model, not a curated record.